ACAUUUUCCCUCCACACAUUCAACCCUUUGCCUUAUCUCCAAAUAUCCCUCCCAAAUCCCAAUCUUUUUUUCUUCACAUACUGCCCAGAAACUCCUGUUUUCUUCACCAACUCUGAGUACUAUGCUCUGUUUCACCUGAAUUUAAGGAUACAAAUAUACGAUUUUGAGAUCAUGGCCUCCAAAUUAGGGGUGGGUGCUUUAACUACCCCCAGGAUUUUUACUGCUCCCAUCCGGAAAGCGACAGUUACAGUGUCUCCAUCAUCUCAAAUAAGUGUGUCUUUGAAGGAUGCUUCUGCUCAUUUCAUGGGUUUUCGUCGUCUUACUAUUAGGAGAAAGUUGUUCCAUCUUCCCCCUUUUGCUGCCACCGAUAACCAAGGUCAAGUUGAUCAAGCAGAAGAAAUGGUUGACAAUAAUGUGUUGCAAUAUUGUAGUAUUGACAAGAAGGAAAAGAAGUCCAUAGGGGAGCUUGAGCAAGAUUUCCUACAAGCACUACAAGCAUUCUACUAUGAGGGAAAGGCGAUCAUGUCAAACGAGGAAUUCGACAAUCUCAAGGAAGAGUUAAUGUGGGAAGGAAGCAGUGUAGUAAUGCUAAGUGCUGAUGAGCAGAGGUUUCUAGAGGCUUCCAUGGCUUAUGUCGCUGGAAACCCAAUCUUGUCUGAUAAAGAGUUUGAUGAACUAAAGCUUAAACUCAAGAUAGAAGGUAGUAUCAUCGUUGUCGAGGGUCCUCGAUGCAGUCUUAGGAGUAGAAAGGUUUACAGUGACCUCAGUGUUGACUACUUCAAAAUGUUCCUGCUGAAUGUUCCUGCUGCUGUCGUUGCCCUUGGACUGUUUUUUUUCUUGGAUGAUUUGACUGGAUUUGAGAUCACCUACCUGUUGGAGCUUCCAGAGCCUUUCAGUUUCAUUUUCACAUGGUUUGCUGCAUUGCCCGCAAUACUAUGGUUAUCACAGGCCAUUACAAAAUUGAUUGUGAACGAUUUCCUUAUAUUGAAGGGCCCUUGUCCUAACUGUGGUACCGAGAACCUCUCCUUCUUUGGAACCAUUCUAUCGGUUUCCAGCGGGGGCACCACGAAUACUGUGAAAUGCUCAAACUGUGGAACGCAACUAGAGUACGAUUCCAAAAAGCGCAUGAUGACAGUACCGGAUGGAAGCCAAGCUUAAGGCGAGAAUUUGUGCAAGAUGCUGAAGUGCAUGAUGAAUUAGUACAACAUAUACGAAGAACUGUUAAUUCCGAUGUAGAUGGAAGUGGUUGAACAUUUAGAGCUGCAGGUUAUUUUAAAAUGUUUGUAGUCUGAAAAUCUGCGGUUUACCCAUUAAAUACUUUAAUCUAUGUAUAUUCUAGAAACUUCCUGCAUAGUAGGGGCAGAGUGUGAAGUGAAUUUUGUAAUUUUUACACAGGCUCUUGAACCAUUGGAGUGAAACAUACAACUUCAUCACCAUAUCGUUAUGUAAAUUAUUUCAUCUAUAUUGUACAUGAAUGGUUACACAA
Amaranthus tricolor (Joseph's coat) is the source of this 1486-nucleotide messenger RNA. RefSeq names its product PGR5-like protein 1A, chloroplastic. Gene Ontology annotation, biological process: photosynthetic electron transport in photosystem I. The transcript has 11 exons. Gene Ontology annotation, cellular component: chloroplast thylakoid membrane. Gene Ontology annotation, molecular function: oxidoreductase activity, acting on iron-sulfur proteins as donors. The coding region runs from base 172 to 1158 and encodes 328 amino acids. The record is from RefSeq and is a predicted model, not a curated record. Lineage: Eukaryota; Viridiplantae; Streptophyta; Magnoliopsida; Caryophyllales; Amaranthaceae.